This is a messenger RNA of Tetrahymena thermophila SB210, 1572 nucleotides long. RefSeq names its product transmembrane amino acid transporter protein. The record is from RefSeq and is a predicted model, not a curated record. The transcript has 2 exons. Gene Ontology annotation, biological process: amino acid transmembrane transport. Gene Ontology annotation, molecular function: amino acid transmembrane transporter activity. NCBI's taxonomy places the organism in Eukaryota, Ciliophora, Oligohymenophorea, Hymenostomatida, Tetrahymenidae.
AUGUCACAUCAUUUUAGUAGAACUAGUAGCAAAAUUCCAAGUAAGCAUUUUGUUACUGAAGCUUUGGAAGAUUUUAUGAUCAUAGAGCAAGAAAAAGAAAUUAUCCGUCACAUCAUUAGUAGCUAAUGUGCAGAUAACGAAGAAAGGAAGGAGUCCUUUGCUAAGCAGAUGGAACUUAAGUAACUAGAAAUCAUCGAAGUUCGUAAAUCCUCCUCUGUGUAAACUAUAUUCAGUAUUUUAUGCAAUAUGGUUGGUAGUUCUACUUUGGCUCUUCCUCCUAACGUUCUUAAAGGAGGGUUAAUUAUGAGUUUAAUUCUCAUGACCAUUAUCGGGUAUGUUUCUUAUAAAACUUGUAGCAUUAUAAUCUUGUACCAAAGGAGAGGUGAGCUUGAUUUAUCAUAAGUAGUAGCUCGUGUAUUAGGUAAAAAAUGGGGCAAAAUAUUUUGUGUUACAAGUUGCUUGCUUCUAUUUAUUUUGGGAAUCAUAUAUUUCUUAAUUAUGAACAGAUGUCUGUACCCAAUUACUAAGUACUUUUUUUAUUUAGCUGGUAGCUCAAAUUAUGCUGAUUAAUAAAGCAUAGAUUUUACAAAAUGGUCUAUUUAAUACUAGGCUAUGAUUCUUAUAGUGCCUUGCUUUGCACUUUUUACACUUAGAGACUUAACAUUUGUCAUAAACUUAAGAAAAGUUGGUGUCUUAGCUAUUUUUGGAUAUGGUUUAUUUCUUAUUGAAACUUUUAUUGAGAAUUUUAUUAACGGUAAUGUUUUAGAAAAUUGGGAUAAACUGCACUAUUUUACUCCUAAUUUUGCUUUGGUCGCUGGGUCAUUUGCUAUGGCAUUCUUUAUACAUAACACAGUUUGCUAGAUUGUAUCAACUAAUUAAAGAUAGGAACAUAAUUAAAGAGAUUUAGGAAUAGGGUACAUAAUUGGAUACUCAAUUUAUACACUGGUAACUAUAUGUGGAAGCAUUGGAAUUCUUGGUAGAUUAGAAGACACUUCAUAAGCAACCAUUCUUAUUGAUUUCUAUCCUACUACAGAUAUUCUUCCUAUGAUUGUUGAAUUCCUUUUCUUAACUAAACUCAUUACAGCAAUACCAACAGUUAAUUUUAUCUCAAGAACCUAAUUUUACAAGCUGAUCUAAGAAGAACAUGUAGAAAUAUCUAACAAACAAUUCUUUUUAUAUAAUACAUUUUUCUGCUUAGCUUGUCUUACAGUCCAAAUAUUCUGUAUUGAUCCUAGUAUAGUAAUAGGUUUAAAUGGAGCCAUAUGUGGAUUUUUCGUGAUAUAUAUCGUUCCAUUGGCAUUAAGAUCUAAGUGCGAAGGAAAUUUGCACAACUCCACAAUAAUUGAAGAACUUGUCUCAGGAGAAGAGUUUACUAAAUAUGUUGAAGAUCCUAAUUUUAAAUAAAGUUUAAUUAGUUUUGUAUAAUCAGAAUAACAAACAUCAUAUAUUGAUUACAUUAAACAUAGAAGAUAUCGUAAAAUGAAAAUCUUAGAAAAAAUAGCAUGGGCUGCAGCCAUUUGUUUUGGCCUUGGCCUUGCUGCCAUUCAAGUUGUAAACAUUUUUUUAAAUUGA